AUGGCCGACGUCGCCGUCACAGAUGCCGGCCUGCGCCAGACCAUCACGGAGCGCCUCGACGCCGUCCACGUCGAGGUGACGGACAUGUCGGGCGGAUGCGGCCAAGCCUUCGCCGCCCUCAUCGUCUCCCCCCAGUUCACCGGCCUCAACUCCCUCAAGCGCCACCGCCGCGUCAACGCCGCCCUCAGGGACGAAAUCGCCGCCAUCCACGCCUGGACCGCAAAGUGCCGCACCCCGGACGAGUGGGAGCGCGACAAGGCCGCCGAGCCCGUCGAGGGCAUGGGGGCGUGA
Molecule: messenger RNA, 291 nt
Organism: Hirsutella rhossiliensis
Lineage: Eukaryota; Fungi; Ascomycota; Sordariomycetes; Hypocreales; Ophiocordycipitaceae
Product: bolA-like protein
Exons: 2
Coding region: 1-291 (96 amino acids)
Biological process (GO): intracellular iron ion homeostasis
Cellular component (GO): cytosol; nucleus
Molecular function (GO): 2 iron, 2 sulfur cluster binding
Source: RefSeq, a predicted model, not a curated record